This is a messenger RNA of Exserohilum turcica Et28A, 429 nucleotides long. RefSeq lists its product as uncharacterized. Gene Ontology annotation, cellular component: cytoplasm. Gene Ontology annotation, molecular function: protein binding. The transcript has a single exon. The record is from RefSeq and is a predicted model, not a curated record. NCBI's taxonomy places the organism in Eukaryota, Fungi, Ascomycota, Dothideomycetes, Pleosporales, Pleosporaceae. The coding region runs from base 1 to 429 and encodes 142 amino acids.
AUGGAGCUGCUUAUCCAAUUCGGGUCCGAAACCGAGACCAGAGACAAUCAAGGCUGUACAGCACUUCAUCUAGCAGCAGCUGAGGGCAAACAAGACACCAUAAGAGUGCUAAUCAACCAUAAGGCAAAAAUCGAAGCCAAGAACAAGGCUGGCUGCACUCCGCUUUACGAAGCAUGCAACUAUAACUACGAUCUCGCAGCGAAGGAGCUUAUAGAAGCGAAAGCGGACGUAAAUGCUGAGAAUGGCGAGGCAAAUACACCACUCCAUGUCGCAGCUGCUAAAAACUUCUUCAACAUUGUAGAAGUACUACUCGUAGAAAAUGCGGGCACUGACCUGAAGAAUAAAUACGGCAAAACUGCACUUCAGGUAGCAACAGAAAACAUGGCUUGGGAUGUAGAAGAACUUCUUUCUUCACUAAUAUUCUCUUAA